AUAGAGCUAUAAUAGGUUAAAAGUUGGCUUUUACCCCCAGGAUUCGAGAUCAUUUGAAGCUGGAGAUGCGGAGUGAGUCAGAAGUGGGAUGAUCCAGCCCGUCUGGCCAAUCACUAAGUCGGAUAAUCUUGGCCACGCCUACUCAGGCCUCCCUUCCUUCCAGUUUGUUCGACGAAGGCAGAUCUGCAAAACAGUCUCAAGGCAAGAAAGUACAAGAGAAAUCGCAGACGGGUGGGGCUGACCCACUCCGCAUCCCCUGGAGAAAGAGCGUUCACGGUAAUCAAGUGAAAAGAUGUGCAAGAUAACAACGGUUUUACUGGCUUUGCUAAGCCUGAGUUUCUCCUUAGAAUUAAGCAGCUGCCAUGUACGAUGGAGUGCCAUGGGGAAUAUUUUUAGAAGACUAAAAUAUGCUUUGCCAUCACAAGGAGAUCCUGGACAACCACUGUUUCUAACACCUUACAUUGAAAGCGGUAAAACUGAGGAAGGAAGGCAACUAAGCCUAGUGGAACAUCUUCCAGGACCUAAUGUGAAGAGUUAUUCAGGCUAUCUGACAGUCAACAAGACUUACAAUAACAACCUUUUCUUCUGGUUCUUUCCUGCUCAGGUUCAGCCAGAAAAGGCUCCUGUCUUACUUUGGCUCCAAGGUGGACCUGGAGGAACAUCUAUGUUUGGCCUCUUUGUUGAACAUGGACCCUAUGUUGUUCAGAAGAACCUCUCCUUGACUGAACGAAAGUUUCCUUGGACCUCUAAAUUCUCCAUGCUGUAUAUUGACAAUCCAGUUGGAACUGGCUUCAGUUUUACAGAUGAUCCAAAAGGAUAUGCAAAGAACGAGGUUGAUGUAGGAAGAGAUUUGUAUAGUGCGAUUGUUCAGUUUUUCCAGCUUUUUCCUGAUUAUCAGAAAAAUGACUUCUAUGCAACAGGAGAAUCUUAUGCAGGAAAAUAUGUGCCAGCCAUUGGAUAUUAUAUUCAUAGCAAUAAUCCUACAGCAAAGAUAAAGAUCAAUUUCAAAGGUGUUGCCAUUGGAGAUGGUCUUUGUGACCCUGAAGUGAUGCUGGGAGGUUAUGCAGAAUUCUUAUAUCAAAUUGGCUUGGUAGAUGAGAAGCAGAGGAUAUAUGUCCAGAAUCAGACUAAUCUGGGACAAAAAUACAUCCAGCAGAAGAAAUGGAAAGAAGCCUUUGAAGUAUUUGAUACUCUGUUGAAUGGUGAUAAAACUGGAAGUUCUCCUUAUAUUCAGACUGUUACAGGAUGUAGCAACUAUUUCAAUUUCUUGCAGUGUGAAGAGCCUGAAGAUCAGGAAUAUUUUGGAAAGCUAUUAUCAUUGCCAAACAUAAGAAAAUCUAUCCAUGUUGGAAAUUUGACCUUCCAUGAUGGUUCUAUCGUUGAGGAGCACUUGAUUGAAGAUGUAAUGAAGACAAUAAAACCUUGGUUGGCUGUUUUAAUGGAUCAUUAUAGAGUUCUCUUAUACAAUGGGCAACUUGAUAUCAUUGUGGCAGCUCCACUUACUGAACGAUUUCUCCCCACUGUGCCAUGGGGCAAAGUGAAAGAAUACAAAAAUGCUGAGAGAAUUGUAUGGCGAAUACAUGAUAAAGAUCCCGAGGUUGCUGGCUAUGUACGCCAAGUGGGUGAAUUCUAUCAGGUCAUUGUUCGAGGAGGAGGACACAUCUUGCCUUAUGACCAACCAGAAAGGGCUCUGGAUAUGAUGGAUAGAUUUAUCAUGGGAAAAGAAUGGAAACAAAGCAGAUAUGGAAAAUAAAACCUGACUAUUGAAAUCCUUUGGAAAGUUCUCAAGAGAUUGCAUUGACAGUAUUGAUCAGAGGAACUGAUGAAGUAUUAUUGGAGCUUUUUUCCCAUUUUUGGAAAAACUAUUUUAAUCCGUAAUUAAGCUAUUCGUCUAAUUUGAAUAUUUUGUUCUCAAAAUAAACAUCACACAUCUCUGUCUCUAUUUCAUUCUGUUUCUCCAGAUAUUCUUGUCCUGAAUAACAAAACCCAAAGUAGAUAAUUCUUACAGCCAUUUCCUACCUUUUUGUUUUGUGAAAUGAUGGGCAUUUUAUGAGCAGCAUCCAUGGAAGACAUCAAAAUGAUGGGUCAAAAUGAUGCAAAUUGUGUACUGUAAUUUUUUUUUAUUAUCUUCAUGUGAACCUUAGUUGAGGGAAUGACAAUUUUUUUUCUAUUCUGCCUUGGGGGCAUAUAACAGAACCUUUACAAUUGAUUUCCAGCACAACCUGUGCUCCUAUAAGAAACACUGCAUUCACACUGGGAUUGUUAAAGAAUUAUUUUAUUCAAACAAUUGAUGCUAAUGUAACGUUAAAAGCCUAUAAACACUUAAUAUAAUUUUUAAUUCAAUUUUUAUGAAGAUGGGUCAAUAGAGCAAAAAAACUUUUUUAAAAGCAUUUAUUAGCAGUUGAACAGCCCAAACUCAAUGGAUUUUUCUUCCAAUUAAGGAAAUUGCUAGAAUUGCUAAAAUUUAUGUAAACUUCUUGGGAAGUAUUUCUUACUGAACUGUAGAAGGCAUACUUCUACAUAAACAAGAAAUGUGUUGUACAUGUUCCACCUGACCUAAAUGAAAUACAUUAUUUUGAAUUCAUGGAAGGAAGGUUGACUAUAAAUCAUGCAAUAAAAGAAAGGUAGUAACUAUGUGAUCAUAUAUCUACCUUUGUGUUUGUUUACAUAUCUUUCAGCAAAGUAAUUUGCAAUUUAUUUUUUCCAUUUAAAAUUUGAAUGUUACAAUAAAGGUGGACAAUUUUAGUAGGGUAUAUCCUUGAUUGAAUUGGACACGUAUAGUCUUUACACCAAUCACUAAUUUUCCUUUCAGAUUUAACAAAAUCAGGAGACAAGCCCUCAUAAUCCUGACUUUUUCUACAUGAACCUUUUUUUUUCUUAAUAGAAUCCUUUGGAGGGGAAAGAGAAAAAAAAGAUAAAAGGAUUGAUACAAAAGAACAGACGAGGAAGAGGAUCUAAAAUUCUGUGAAGGAGGCAGGCCAGUUUCAAUUACAUUAUAAAACUUGUCUGGAAUCUUGUUAUUUAAGAAAAUUCUGCAUAUCUUAAAUAAUUCAUGUUUUGGCUUUCUGUUUUGAUUUUGGUGGCUACAUCUUUUCCCUCUUAUCAAUCUUACUAAUACUUGCACUCUGUAACUGAAGUUACAGCAGGUAUGGGGACAGAGUCAUCUGUUUCUCUAAAUUCAGAUCUUAAGUAGCUUCUGGUUCAUUGUAAAUAAUAAACAAAUGUAAAGAAUAGUUGAGUUUUCUGGCAUACCAUUAUUUUUAAUGUAUUUCACAUUCUGACAUGAUCGGCACAAUCAGAUAUCUUGCUGAAGUAAAGUAACUAGUAAUUAAAGCAAAAGGAAACCACUUCCUGAAAUAGUCAUGCUUUCUUAAUUGUUUUUCAUAUGUUAGAUACUGAGCGUUAUGGGGUUCCCCAUUUCUAAAACUGUACAUUUGGCAUUUCUAGGUCCAUGCAUAGUUCUUUUCCCUUUGUAAGAGCAUAAGCAAAACUUGACAUGCAUGAAGAAUUUGUGGAAUGGUUUGAUAAUUUACAGACUGAACCACUGAACUCUUCCCCACCAAUCAAAGGCAUCUAGUAUGUGUGUGUUUGUCAAGGCAGUGCAAAUGAUGAAAAGUCAUUGUGACACAAGCUCUGCCCCUUUUGCAUAUGUCAUGAUGUCCUGAACGUUGUAUCUUCAGCAUUAUUUGUGGUUUAUUUUAUUCAUUUAUUCUUUGCAUUUCUGAACUGCAUAUCAAAACGUUGAACCUUCAGCAUUAUUUGUGGUUUAUUUUAUUCAUUUGUUCUUUGCAUUUCUGAACUGCAUAUCUCCUUCAAAGAAGAUCCAUAUUAGGGCAUCCUCAGGAUGGCAAAAAAUUGGUACAAAAGUUCCUUUUUUAUAUGGCUUCUGUGCAAGAUGUCCAUGUAAAAGGGACAGAGCAUUCUUUGCAUAGGUGUGACUGCCAUCAACUUUUUUGAUAUCAGGUUCCAACUUAAACACCUUAAUAUAUUUCACUUUUCUAUGCAACAUUUUUUCUUACAUUGUCUCUUAAUUGUAAGAGACAAAAUAAAAAAAAGCAUAUACUUCCUUCAGAGUAGAAAUAUGAGUGUUGGAAAGAUUCAGCCAUAUCACAUUUCAUAAAGGAUCCUAAAAAUCCAUAUAUAACUUGGGCCAUACUUCACCUCUUCUGUGUGAAUAUUACCUAUUUCCAUAAAUCUGUUAGGAAAAACAACAGGGUGGUGGACGUUCUUAGUAUUUAUGUAUGAGUAAAACAGGAUGUAGAGUUGGAAAUGAAACUACUCUUGUAAAAUUUCUUUUAUAUAAUUUGUUUAAAAAUAAUUAUUUGGAUUCUUUCCAAAAGAUGAAUGUUAAGGUUUUAUGUAGCCAGAAGUGGAUACAUUAAAAAACGUUUAUUUUUAAUCUUCCUAUGAAA
Pantherophis guttatus is the source of this 4412-nucleotide messenger RNA. RefSeq names its product carboxypeptidase vitellogenic like (gene CPVL). Gene Ontology annotation, biological process: proteolysis. The record is from RefSeq and is a predicted model, not a curated record. Gene Ontology annotation, molecular function: serine-type carboxypeptidase activity. NCBI's taxonomy places the organism in Eukaryota, Metazoa, Chordata, Lepidosauria, Squamata, Colubridae.